UUCUCCUCCAUCUUCUUCCAACUCUCUCUCUCUCUCUAUCUAUCUCAUUCUCUCUCUCUCUCUCUCUCUCUCUUCUUGCCCGAACGCAUCGGGUCUCAAAAUCCAUUGAUGCAGACCCUGAUCUUUCUCUACUAGCACUGAUCUAUACAUCUUAUUUUUUUUUUAAUAUACAAAUCUUGGGGGAUUACUCAUAAAUCUGUACAGCUAUGGCCGCCGCAGCCGUUUCCUCUAACCCUCGCACCGUUGAAGAGAUCUUCAAAGAUUAUACCGCUCGUCGUACUGCUCUUCUUCGUGCUCUCACUAAAGAUGUUGAUGAUUUUUACUCUCAAUGCGAUCCGGAAAAGGAGAAUUUGUGUUUGUAUGGACACCCAAAUGAGUCAUGGGAAGUGAAUCUACCAGCAGAGGAAGUGCCUCCGGAGCUACCUGAGCCUGCGCUUGGUAUCAAUUUCGCUAGAGAUGGUAUGCAGAGGAAAGAUUGGCUUUCUCUUGUUGCUGUUCACAGUGAUUGUUGGUUGCUCUCUGUUUCUUUCUACUUUGGUGCUCGCCUUAAUCGUAAUGAGAGGAAGCGGCUAUUCAGUCUGAUCAAUGAUCUCCCAACUCUCUUCGACGUAGUGACUGGUAGGAAACCCAUCAAAGACAACAAGCCAAGCUCAGAUUCUGGAAGCAAAUCCAGAAACGGCACUAAGAUGUUAAUCAACUUUUUUUUUUUUUUUCUUUAACCUUUUUCUUUUUAAUUUUAAAGCAUACAAAACUCUCUCUUUAUAUCUCCAGAAAGGGAUUUCAAGAAGUUGAGAGAGAGAGUAGCAGCUGUUUGAGUAAUAUUAUUAUUAUUCAUAUAAAAAAAAAAACUGAGUUGUUCCAUCAAAUGUGUCAUGGGAUUUGUAUAAUGUAGUCACAAAUCUUUAAGCAUUGAACUGUAUUUUACACUU
Camelina sativa (false flax) is the source of this 929-nucleotide messenger RNA. The record is from RefSeq and is a predicted model, not a curated record. NCBI's taxonomy places the organism in Eukaryota, Viridiplantae, Streptophyta, Magnoliopsida, Brassicales, Brassicaceae.